UCGCAACCGAGUCCACCAUUAUCAGAAUUAUUCUUGCAGAGAUACAGAAAUGAAACUGAUUUUUUAUAUAGAGAACUGAAUGAAGAAAAUUUAAUCACAGACAUUCAACAUGGAUUCCGUUAACAGUGCGCAAGAUGCCCGAUGUGAUAUUUGCAAGGACGCUAUGGUACAAAUGCACUGCGACUUCUGUCAUGUUAAUUUGUGCAUUACUUGUAUAGGAAAACACGUUUCAGAUGACUAUGAUAAACAUAGAGUCGUUGCAUAUGAACAGAGAAACACGAUGUCGAUUUAUCCUACAUGUACAACACAUGAAACAAAAUGCUGUGAAUUUCAUUGCAAAAAAUGUAACAUAUCUCUUUGCUCUUUUUGUACAACAAUGACUGCUGAACACAAGGAGCAUCCAAUUUCAACUCUUUCUGAUAUUUAUAACUUAAAAAGAGAAGUUAUUGAAAAAGAUAUUGAAGAACUAAAAAACAUAAUCUCGCCAACUUAUGAAGAGAUAUCAACUGCCUUAGAAUCCGAAAUAGAUAAUCUGGAUGGAAAAUAUCAACAACUUUCAGCGGUUUUGUCUAAACAUGGAGAGGAAUGGCACAGAGAAAUUAAUAACCUUGUAGAUAAAAUGAAAGCGAAAAUUGAAGAAAAUAAAGUAAAACACACAAAUAUUUUAAAAACACACUUGGAUGAAAUCAAACAGAAGCAAAGUCUUAUUCGAGAAUCUUUGCUAAACCUAAAUAGAAUCGAAGAAUCAAAUUAUGUGUCCAUGUUCAUCGAAUACAGCUCUGAAAAUAAAGAAUUAAGUAAAUUCCCUCCGAAAGUUCGAGUGACACUGCCAACAUUCAGUCCUCAAACAAUUAAUGCAAAACAACUGAAUGAGUUGUUUGGAUCUCUGACGCCAUUAUCGACAACAAAGGUAGAAAAUGGCUACACACUCAAGGAAUUAAGUUCAAAAGAACUGCUGAAGGAGCCAAAAUUCAUUACUUCUAUAGAUACUGGAUUUGAAAAUCUCCAAAGCGUUACCUGUCAUAAUGAAGGAGAAAUCUGGACAAAUGCACGCAACAACAGUGAUAUGAAAUGCUUUAACUCUGAAGGCUCACUUAUGAAAACUGUGAAAACGAAGUCAGGUGCCUCACCAAAUGAUAUAGCCUUAACAAGAGAUGGUGACCUGUUGUACUCCGAUGGGGAAGCUAGGACAUUGAAUAAAACGAGAAAUGAACAAAUUGAAGAAGUGAUAAAGCUACAAGGUUGGGUCCCCAAUCAACUCGAAGUCACUUCCUCUGGUGAUCUCCUGGUUGUCAUGUACAGUGAUGACUUCACACAGUCAAAAGUUGUCCGUUUUUCAGGAUGCACAAUGAAACAAACAAUCCAGUUUGAUAACGAAGGUAAACCUUUAUAUUCAGGAAAUAACAAAAUGAAGUACAUUACUGAGAACAGAAACCUAAAUAUCUGUUUGGCUGACUGUGGUGCUAGUGCUGUUGUAGUGGUUAACAAAGCUGGAAAACUCCGAUUUCGAUAUACUGGACAUCCAUGUACCAACAAAAAUAAACCAUUUCAACCCAUUGGGAUAACAACAGACAGUCAAGGUCAGAUCCUAACAGCAGAUGGUGAGAACAACUGUAUUCACAUCAUAGACAAAGAUGGACAAUUCCUCGGUUUUAUAGACAAUGGUAACCUGAAGAACCCCUAUGGAAUAUGUGUGAACAAAAAUGAUGACCUAUAUAUUGCUGAGCAUACUAACGGAAAUAGCACUACUAAGUACAUUACUGAGAACAAAACCCUGGAUAUCUGUGUAGCUGACUAUAAGGCUGGUGCUGUAGUAGUGGUCAACCAAUCUGGAAAGCUCCGAUUUAGAUACACUGGGCGUUCUUCUGUUACCAAGAAAAAGUCAUAUAUACCUACCGCUACAACCAAGGACGCGUCAUUUAAACCUUAUGGGAUAACAACAGACAGUGAAAGUCGAAUCCUAAUAGCAGACUGUAACAACCACUGUAUUCACAUCCUAGAUCAGGACGGACAAUUCCUCAGUUUUAUCGACAACUGUGAUCUGGAAAAUCCCUUUGGAAUAUGCGUGGACAAAAAUGAUGACUUAUUUAUCGCUGAGUAUUAUACUGGGAUUGUAAAGUGCAUUAAGUAUAUAAAAUAA
Saccostrea cuccullata (small rock oyster) is the source of this 2140-nucleotide messenger RNA. RefSeq names its product tripartite motif-containing protein 3-like. The record is from RefSeq and is a predicted model, not a curated record. Gene Ontology annotation, molecular function: zinc ion binding; protein binding; ubiquitin protein ligase activity. Gene Ontology annotation, biological process: protein polyubiquitination; proteasome-mediated ubiquitin-dependent protein catabolic process. The transcript has 4 exons. Bases 110 to 2140 code for a protein of 676 amino acids. Lineage: Eukaryota; Metazoa; Mollusca; Bivalvia; Ostreida; Ostreidae.